AUGACAAUCGGGUCGCUCACCCAGCUUCUCAAGGGCCAAGGUCGCAGCGGUACCUUGCAGGACGGUAUGAAUACCACAGUCGGUAUUAUCACAAUCAGGUAA
This is a messenger RNA of Fusarium verticillioides 7600, 102 nucleotides long. RefSeq lists its product as hypothetical. The record is from RefSeq and is a predicted model, not a curated record. Bases 1 to 102 code for a protein of 33 amino acids. The transcript has 2 exons. NCBI's taxonomy places the organism in Eukaryota, Fungi, Ascomycota, Sordariomycetes, Hypocreales, Nectriaceae.